CUUGGACGCUGUAAACUUUAACAUUUACAGCACCAUUGAACUUCGCACCAUCGUGCUCUACACAAAUUUCCUUUUGCCUAUCUGAGGCAGGUUUAUUCCCUUCCUAUCUUCUAGGGAGUUUAUACGGAUCGGGAAAAAAAGGGACUAUGGCUCCGGGACGCAAGCGUCAGCGGCUCUCGACUGACGGCGAUGCCGUGGUCACUGCUGCUGUUCAGGACCAAGAGAAUAAAGCCUCACAGGAAAAGGUCCAGAAUCAAGCGGAUAAAGCGUCCUCGGUGCAGAAGCAUGAGGCAGAGAAGCAGCACGAUGACACACACAACAACAUUCCGGCACGGCGAACGCUCUUCGUUCGGUCGCUCCCUCCCAGCACAACCAACGAAAGCCUCAUGGAAUUUUUCUCACAAUCGUUUCCGCUAAAGCAUGCGACUGUUGUGGCGGAUCAGCAGACGAAAAAAUGCAAGGGAUACGGAUUCGUGACGUUUGCGGACGGCGAGGAUGCGCAGCGGGCUAUAGAAGAGUUCGACGGCCAAGAAUUUGGAGAAAAGGCAGACAAGAAGAAGAUACGGGUGGAGAUUGCAUUGCCAAGACACCGUGACGAGGGACACUCUGCAAAGGACCCCGCUAUGGCUGCGUUGCUCAAAGCCAAAGAGGAACGUGAGAAGCAAAAGGCUUCCCAACAACACCAACCUCCCCCUAAGCUCAUUGUGCGAAACCUACCCUGGAGCAUCAAAGAGCCUGAGCAGCUGGCCAUGUUGUUCCGGAGUUACGGAAAAGUCAAUUCUGCUACAGUUCCGAAGAAGGGUCCGGGUCUUCUUGCCGGAUUCGGAUUCGUUAUGCUACGCGGCCGGAAAAAUGCCGAAAAGGCACUCCAGGGCGUGAAUGGAAAGGAAGUCGACGGGCGAACACUUGCCGUUGACUGGGCAGUCGAUAGAGACUCAUGGGAGAAACAGCAGCAGCAGGAAGAGCAGACCGAAGAAAAGGCGGAUGAAGAGGAUGGAAAUGAAUCAGAUGCUACCGGAGUCAGCGGCAGCGAGGACGAGGCGGAAGGCGAAGAAGAGGAACAUGGAGAAGUCUCUUCCAUGGCUAGCGAAGAAGCUGAUUCAGACUCUGACGAGGAUGUCCUCUCUUCAGAGGCCGAGGGAAGUGAAGACGAGGAGACCGAGAUGUCCAAGGAACCCCAGCAGCCCGAAAAGGAAGAGGACCAUUCGUGCACCUUAUUCGUCCGCAAUGUACCCUACACAAUUACCGACGAAGAUCUCUACGAGCAUUUCCGCCAAUUCGGCCCUGUUCGGUACGCCCGCAUCGUCAUGGAUCAUGUCAUGGAGCGGCCUAAGGGAACAGGAUUCGUGUGUUUCUAUCGCAAAGAAGACGGGGACACUUGUCUCCGACAAGCGCCUGCGCAUGUUUCUCCUACAUCUACCUAUGGCAGCGGCGCCGGCGACAAGAAGUCUGGUGGCAAGAACGAAAAGGAGCUCCAUCUCACCAAACCCUCUGUUCUCCAAGACGAAACCGUCGAUUCCACGGGCCAGUACACGCUCGAGGGACGCGUGCUUCAACUCUCCCGCGCCGUGAACCGGAACGAAGCGACUCGUCUUGCGGACGAGGGCAAAGCGCAGCGUCUCGAGCGCGACAGGCGCGACAAGCGCUGCCUCUAUCUCCUUUCUGAAGGAACCAUCCCGCGCGAGUCACCGCUCUAUCAACAGCUAUCUCAAAACGAAGUCAAGCUGCGCGAGGCCAGCGCUAAGCAGCGCAAGACACUCAUCGAAAAGAAUCCUACUCUGCACAUGAGCUUGACCCGAUUGGCCGUUCGUAACGUCCCCCGCAGCGUCACAUCCAAAGAUCUCAAGCAGCUUGCGCGCGAGGCCAUUGUCGGCUUCGCCACUGACGUCAAGUCCGGACUCCGCGCCCCCUUGAGCAGAGAAGAGCUCGAGCGCGGCGGCGAAGAGAUGGCACAAGCCGAAAAAGACCGCAAGGCCAAGGGCAAAGGUGUCGUCAAGCAAGCCAAGAUUGUAUUCGAAGGCGCAGAAGGCGGCAAGGUCUCGGAAGAGAGUGGCGCGGGACGCAGCCGCGGUUACGGCUUCAUAGAGUAUUACUCCCACCGCCACGCCCUCAUGGGUCUGCGCUGGCUUAAUUGCCACGCUAUCGAUUACCAGACCAAGGACACGUCCGCAAAGAGCAAGAAGAAGAUGACAAAGGACGAACUCUUCGAUAAGAAGAAGCGCUUGAUUGUCGAGUUUGCAAUUGAAAAUGCACAAGUCGUGAAGAGACGAAAGGAUAAAGAGUUCAAGGCCCGUGAGCGCGCUCAUGAUAUCAAGUCUAAGAAGGACUCUGGAGAUGUUGGUGAUUCAGAGGAUGUCCCGUCGAGGAGUCCUGCUCGUGGAGGUCGUCCCGGCGGCCGUGGUACUGCUGGUGGUGGUGCUGCCGCCGGCAAGUACAACAGUGGCAAAGGCAUGAAGAGAAAGCACGACGACGUUGAAGACAAUGGCGGUAGAAAUGGGGCGAAAAAGGCGAAGAAUGGACCUGGUGCUAAUGCUGCUGCUGCCGGGGAAGACGAAGAAAAGCAGAAGUUGGCAAAGCGGACAAGCAUUAUCCAGAAGAAGCGCAUGCUGAGACGCGCAAAGAAGAAGGGCAAGGCUUGAAUUUAGUAUCAUUUACUACUUUUCUCCUUUUUUUGUCUAUUUUUGCCUCUGUUUCCUCUCUCUCUAUCUUUUCCCGCCCCUUUCCCUCCUUGUCUCUUUUUAAAUCCUCUCGCUAUCAUCUCACUAGCAUCAUCACCCCCUUGAAGAAAAGCAUUCGGCUGGUUCUGUUCCUCCUGUUGAAUAUCUACUGUCUCUCCGACAGUGCUUCUGCCUCGGUGUACGUCAUAUGAUAUAUCUACAUAAAAGUAUUUGCAUGGUUUUUUCCGGCGUUUGUUGUUAUCUCUGUCGUUUACUAUUUAUCUACUCUC
Molecule: messenger RNA, 2947 nt
Organism: Xylona heveae TC161
Lineage: Eukaryota; Fungi; Ascomycota; Xylonomycetes; Xylonales; Xylonaceae
Product: RNA-binding domain-containing protein
Exons: 2
Coding region: 147-2639 (830 amino acids)
Molecular function (GO): RNA binding
Source: RefSeq, a predicted model, not a curated record